CUGAAUACGCCCCUGGUAGGUAAAUAGUUUGACAAGGCAGCACGCACCGCUUCACAACACUUACCACCACAGACACUAAACAGGUCCAAGUUCUGUUUUUUUCUUUUUUCUUUUAUUUGUUUUAGCUAAAUAAUGUACACUUUCCUCAUCUUUAGCCUCUUCAAACCAGCUGUUCACUCUGUUCCCCCCUUUCCCCAGGUCCAUCAGUAUGAGAAGGUGUCUCGGUAUGUUCGUUAGGCUACACGGAAGUGAGAUAACAGCUGUAGCUGUGUGUAAAUGACAGGAGGCUUGUCACGCCUUUUGUCAACCUUCCCGUGAACGACAACGACUGACCACGGCUGGAGGUUUAACAUGGCUCCUAGAGAUCCUCUGCUCGGUACUCUCAAAGGUAAAGACACCAAAUAAUGCAGGCCUGUUAUUUCUUUAUCUCGGUAGGUGUGGAUAUCAGAUACAGCUGGUUAAUGCGACCUUGUUGGUGUGGUUCGCCCGAACAAACAACCGCAUCUAUCAGUGAAUUUUCUCUCUGCUGUCAGGAGUGCAAGGAUCAUCUUAGUAAUGCAGAUAUCAUAUUGCUUGAUCGUGUGUAAAACAACGAUGUCGGUGUUAGUUGCAUGAAAAAUGUGUGUUAUUUUGUUCCUCUCAGUGUGUGUGCUGAACCUGCAGUCAGAUGGGGAGAUCGUGACGGACAUCAACCCUCACCUCGCCUCCUGCUGUGAGCUCCUUGAGCUGGUUCUCAGAAAAGGACUCCAGCGUCAGUAUUACCUUUAAUUCAAGAUUUAUUCAUCCUGGACAAUUAGACGACAGUCCUUCUGAUGAUGUUUGAGAAAGAAGUGAAUAUGAAGAAGGAAUUCGUGGCCAGGCUUAAAACAAUCAUGGCAACGAGUCAAUCAUCUCCACACCUCAUGGCCACAUAUUACAAUUUCAUGAAUGCUCUCAAAAAUUUCUGAAAACAAAAUAUUCAUAACAAUACUUAAUUUGUGACCACAAUUUUAUUAUCUCAUGGCCAGGUAUUACAAUUUUGUGGCCUUGAAUUAUUCAUUUAUAGCCAAGACAUAUAUUUUAUUACUAUGAAUUCCAAUUUUUGGCCAUAAUUUACUUGUUUGUUAUAGAGUAAAUUGCCUUAGGCGCUAAACUGUAGCCACACAUUUCUGUCAUUUAAGCAAUGGGUUACUAUAAUUCGACCUUAAUCCACAAGUUACUUUUUGAAGCCAAAAUGGCCUUUCCAUUGCCUCAAGUCACUGUUUUGUGGGUACAAAUGUCUUUUUUGUGACCAUGCAUUUGAAGUUUGUAUCAUAUCCUAUUAAUUCCAUGGACAGGAGUUACUUUGGUUGGCCCCUCUCUCAUGUGGAUUUGCAUCAACCAGUUGUGGCCAAGAAAUAGCACGUUGUAGCCUGAGUGGACUAUUUUUCUCAUGCGCCUUUGUUUUGUGUCAUGAUUUACUCAUCUUCCUUUUGUGGCCAUGAGUUCUUUUUUUGCCAAAAAUAACUUUUGUGUGUGGACACAAAUCACUAUUUGUGGCUGUGCACAAUAAAAUCUCAUGGCCAAGAAUGACAUUUUUAGGUCAUACAUUACUAUUUUGUGAUCAGGCACAAGUAAUUUGUUGCUAUGAUUUAAUCUUGUGGUGAUGAAUGACUAUUUUUUGGCCCAAGAUUAUUAAGACAUGGCCAUGUAUUGCUAUUUCAAGUUACUGUUUUUGGGCCAUAUACAAGUAGUUUCUGUCAUGUUUUGAUUGUCUUAUGGGCGGGAAUUUGUCGUGUAUAAUUGAAGAGAGGAAACUAAUUUAUUCUCAUGUGUUCAGGAAUUAUUAUUAUGUAGCCGAGUAUAAUUAGUUUGUACCAUGCUAUGGCAAAUUUCUGCCUAGAGAGAUGUUGUUUCUAAAAUGUCAGGAUGGGGUCUGUAACUCAAUGUACUCUACAUGAACCUCUGAUCAGAUCCUGUGAGGCAUUUUUAAACGUACUUCAAUGUCUGUAAUUGUUCAGAGUAAACAGUUUGGGUGAAAGAUUUGAUGCAUUUUGAUAUUUAUUAAACAAUACUUAAGUUUAAGAAGGAGAAAAGUCUUAGUAGCAUUAUCGACCAAUUGUUUUUCUGUGCUUUUGUUGCAGAACCAGUUCUCAGUCUGGUCCACAGAGACUACUGGCAGUGUUUUGAACAGAUAACUCAGCAGGACACCUGUGGCAGGUACAAUCCUCAUGACUGAUCUGAGAAAUUGCAUUGUAAUACCUAUGUCAUACUGUUACAAACCCAGCACUGCUUAAUACCUUUUUAAUGUGUGUUUGUAGGCUAUCUGCACUGUCAUUAGUGGUGGAACAGACUAGAGUCUGCAGGAAGCUGCUCUCAGCUCAGGGCCGAGGUCGCUAUCUGCUCAGACUGGCCCUCAGCCGACAGGCUUUGCCUCAGUUCAUAACACACCUGCUGCACACCCCCAGAGUCCUGGAGGUCAGUUAUAUGGAGAAGACAAAAUUUGUUAUAUACUUUCUUUUUUUUAUGAAAACAUGAGUAAAAAGCACAGCACAGGGCGAAGUAAAACACUAAUCUUCACUGUACUUCCCUCACAUUAUGUUGAAAAUACAGUUUCUACAGUGGUGGCUCAUUGAUUACCUCUCUUUGCCAUUUACAUAAUCAAUUUCCAUUUUAUUGUAAAAAAAGAAAAUAAAAAAUAAGCUGCACUUAAAUGUAACGCAAUAAUAAUUGAGAGGACAGUGAUUCGUGAAACAAUUGUUUGUCAGGCUUUUGUUUUGAUAUUUUUCAUCUUUUGGUUUUAGGUUGAUGUAUUUCCUACACUGUAAAACUAUGCUUUUAUUUUGAAGUAUGAGUUAUGUCUGGAAGAUCAAGUUGCAGAACUGAAUGAAAACAGUUUGAAAGUACUUUAUCCAAUAGUUAUUGCACAAGCACAAUCACAAUAGAAGCACAAGCUCUUAAGUUGAUUUUGGAUUUAUGAUAAAUCAUGGUUGGUUGAGUGUAUCUUGUUGAAUUAAAUUCUUCAAUAUAAAACUAUAAAACUAAAAAGGCAAAAGCAAGAAGAUGAAUUUCUUUACAAAGGUUUAAUCUGGUUAUUUAAAUAAACUCUAAUUAUCAGGUACCUAAAAAAACAGUUUUCACUAAACUGGGAAAACUCUCCUUUAAAAUCAUCCUUUUAAUGAUUUAGAGACUGACUCGUUCUCCUUGGGCUGUCUGGUGCUCUGAGCAAAGUGUCCUCCAACUUUAUAAUUAGUACAACUUAUUUAUCAUUGGAGUGGUCUCAAAUGCUUUAAAACCUCUAACACAUCUACUGUUUGGUCUGUUUCUCUUCUUUUUAGUGGUACAGCCCAGAAAUGUCAGUCCUAAGAAAUGAGGCGUUUUUGGGUGAAGCCUUUUACUUUAUCUUAUUGUUUUUAAGUAAAUGAGAAAACUAUUGUCUCUAUUUUUGUUCAGUUAACAGCAUCAAUAACACAACUCUGUCUCUUUCAGAGCCCUUCAUGUCGCUGCUGCUUGUCCUCUCUCACAUGGAUUUCAAGCUGAACAUGGAGGUCAGAGCAGUGAAAAACUGAAAACAGAAAAGGAGGCUUCAUGAUAUGGAAAAAAAAUUAACAUUUUGUUUUUUCCCCUUUUUUGCAGAUAAAUGUGGCAUAAAUGCUUAGAAACAAUUAGAAAUGUAAAUAUAAUGUUUUUACUAUAAAUUUGAUCUUUCAGACUAUUAUCUGGGUUAGGGUUAAUUAUCUGAGGUAGCGACACAAGUACAGGCAGCCAAACACAUUCCUACAAUCAAUUUAACAAUAAACUCAACUGCUUUUGUUCGGCAUAGUCAAUAACUUCUAUUGGUGUUAAAAAUGUUGUUUGCAACCUUGCACCCUGCAAGCCCUGUGAUAUCUUUGCCUCUACUGCAGGUGAUUUUCACAACUAUGUGAUUUACAUGCUGUGCAGGCGUAGAACACUCUGUAGUUACGUUAGCAGAGUAGUCUUGUGCUUUCUCCCACAACAUCAGCAGUACAUCACUGUCUUAAAAUUCAUCCAGCUCAAUCAAGCCUUUGCUCGAGUAUCUGUGAUGCUGGUAGUGUUGCCACUCCUGUGCAUGUUAACUCUCUACAGUAUUGAAUUUCCCUUUGGGGAUCAAUGAAGUUCUUCUUAUCUUAUACAGACUCCGCGUGCUCAGCAUUCAGUGCUCUGUAACGACUGAGGGGGUUGGCAUGAAAAGUGACACAGGUUUUUUGUAGACUAGUCCUGCAGAAUGAGGAAGCGAGACAGCAUGAUGUGAUUCGUGUCAUUUGACUGACACUGUACUUCUAUUAAGCAUGUACAUGUUGUAAUUGCUGUUUUCAAAUGUAUUGCUCAGUUUCACUUGAACCACAUUAUGUUCUUUGAAACAGAACUGCAGUUUCCUUGAUGAGAGCUGGAUCCUGCCGGUAAGAAUCAAUGAUUGUUAUUGACCCGUUCAUAUCAUUAUCAUAAUCUUCAGUUUAAAAUUGUCACAGUAACUCUGAGACUGCCAGAAAAACACAAAGAUGUAUAUACAUUGAUACUGUACUGGCCUGCUGGAUGGUAUGUUGAUGACAACACUGUAUUGGUAGAGAUAAUCUAUUCUGGGAAGACUGACAUUUGUUUGUAACUACAUCCCAGUCUGACUGCUGGUAAAUCUCCCUACUGGUUUAAUUUUGACUUGUCACAAGUUAGUGGAUUUAUGGUCUGUAUGAUGGUCAAAAACAAAUGUAACUAUUGAUGACAAGAUUGACAAAAUUUUCUUCUUAAUGCCAGUACCGGCUCUUAGGUGGGAGGUACAUUAAAGAAACAGCAUUAGUCACUUCUCCUACCUACAGCAAAUAUUAAAGAUGAGUGAUAAACAACACAGAGAUUUUUCUGUCAAUCAGUGCCACGGCAACUAUGUAAGGGUUACCUGUUAGAGCCUGAUAUGUAACAAUGACCAUGUUAUUUAAAAAGAUGUGAUAAAACCUGAAAUUUAAUAAUUGGUCAGUAAUGUAACAAGAUGCUGUGCCCAAAAGUUCAUAACUUUUUGCCCAAAAUGUAGGAACUUGAUAAAUCUUGGGUCAUUUAUGACAUUCUGGGUUUUAUUACCUUUUUUAGAUAACAUUUAGGUCAUUCUAAAUGGGCGCCAAAAUCAACAAAGACAGAAAGUUCCUCAUAGAAGCUUUAAACGAUCAGUACGAUUUUCCUAUCCCAAGUGACAGCAGAUCAAAUUUAGAUUAACUGACAAAUGUUUCAGAAAUAUUCUGUAAUUAUGUAAAGAAUAACAGAUAUAAAAAUGUCUUGUUCUGGUAUUUUACAGCAUAACCCUGUGUGUUUCUUUAUUUCAUUAUGUUUAACAUCUAAAACAAGUUUUGGCUAAGAAAACCAUUUCACAUAAAUAGGCUCAAAAGAAAUGGAUAGGACUCAAAUGCAGAGUCAAAAGUAAAAUAUUUUUAACAACAAAAGUUUAAAAGUUGAACGAGAUAGGAAAGAAAAAAACUUACUUGUCAAAAGUCCAAUCAAAAUGCCAGAUCCCAAAAAAUAAAAACUCUAGAAAACUGAAGCAACAUGAAGAACCCUGGAGCACUAUGGGAGCCAGACACAGCUAAUGACAUGAAUGUAGAUAAAGGCAACAAUAUACCAACAAAGAUGGAGUAGAAGACCACCAUCCAAAAAGGUUCAUCAAUGACCAAAAAGAAUCAAAAGGAUAUAUGAAAAAAGUGAAACAUGAGUGCUUUUUAUUCAUGAAACUCACACUUUCCACAUCCACUGAUAUUUGUUCAUACUGCCCCUGCCAAUAUGACAGACAUAUUACAGCAGUAGGCCGACACAGCCAGUGCAGCAUCUAUGUAUAUAUGUCAAUAAAAAACUAGCACAGGCCUGUUAAAGUACACUUUGAUUCCAGGUUUGUGAAACUUACGAGGUGGUGCCAUGUCGGGAGCUGGGGAUGGUGUUGAGGUUUGUGUUUCUCCUACAGUAAUGAACAAUGAUGAUCCCUUACAUCUGUCCUCUCAAACACAUCUGCCCAUGUAUCCCCUUUUAUGUCUGUCUGUGCUGCAGGUACCUCAGUGGGCGUGUCUUUGUCCUUGAGCUGAUACCUGGCGGUCAGGCUCAUGCUGACAAGUUUAUCUGUCCUGGAGACAUUAUUGAUGAGAUCAAUGGGACUUCACUGAGGAACUCUAAAAAUGGACAGGUAGCUUCAAACGUACAGUCUUAUUUACCAGAUAAACGAGUCACAUUCACAGACCUUAUCUCUCCUUGUGGGUCACCACACUGCAGCUGCCAUAUAGAUAAGGGUGUACACUCAAGUUUAAGUUGGUUCCAGUGUGUUGCAGACUAGACUUUACACUGAAGGCCUCUUAGAGGGAAAUUAUGGUUUAAUGUAAUGUGCCCCAUCAUGUUUCAUGUUAAGCAUGUAAAUGACAGGUGGUCAGAAAACCCCUUUUUUUGUUGUUUUAUAACAACAUGCCUAAAACAAGCUGUUUUUCAUCCCUGGCAAACCAACAGCAGUGGACAAAAGAAAUGAUCAUGAGUACUAUACCAUUUUUAAGUAUCUGUAUUUUACUUGAGUUUUUUUCUUUCUUUUUUUUUUUUUGAGGAACUUGUGACUUUAACUCAACUACAUUUAAAAGACAAAGCAGAAUUUCUCACUGCAGUCUACUAGAGAGAGCAGAGCUGCUGGAGUUAAGUUCCCCUGUCAAGUACUUCAACCACUGCAAAUGUAAGGGUUGUCUAAUAUCUGUCUAAUAACAACUGUCUUAUAUCCUGCUGGAUGGGUGAGGCUAUCUUGUGAAGCCAUGGGCUUUUUUAAAAAUGCUCUAAACUGGUCACCAAAUUCUCUCUUGUUUGAAAACACAUGAAUUCAUAAAGAAGCUGCUGUGAUUAGAAAUUGGGCAGAGCCAGUUUGCACAGUUGGUUCUAUCUGAAUUUUGUAUUAUCUAUCUCUCUAUGUCAGAUAUGAUGCUGUUGUCACUGUGGGAGAUUUGUGUGUUAAGUUGUUUGAUAAAUGUGCACUUGAACCUUGAACCACCACUCAUUGACAGUGAGCCAGUAUUCUACCAGGACCCAGGAACUAAAGCAUUUGAUAGAAUAAAAUAGGUUUUAUUUGAACAGUGAUACUCUGCAGGACCACUGAGCAGAGUUGAAUUUAAGAUAUGUUCUGUGUCUUGUCCAUUUCUUAAAGGGGAAAUGAGCGCUAAAGACCAACAAGGAGAUUAAGUCAAUCUUCGUACUUGUCUUAUUUGCAACUCCUCAGAAAAUACCCUCAAAUUUGUCACGAUAUGAAAAGUGUCUCACAAACUGGAAUCUUAAAAUUGUCCUGCAAUUGUUCAGACAAAGACAAACGGAUAAAUAGGAGCUCUCAAAUAGGUCUUAUUUUGGCGGUUUAGUCUUAAAGCCCGAACUUUCAGUUGUCGUGCAGGUGCAGGUGUCGUGCUGAGCAGGUGCUCAGUCCAAGAUUUUAUAUUUCAUACAAUUUUUAAAUUAGUAUUUUGGAGAUUUUUGGAGAAGUUCAUUGAGUUCAUUGAGUAAACUAGGUGAGUAGGUUGGAAUUUGUGGGAAACUUUAAAACUCUCAACAUUUUGUCCUUCUGACAUCUAUUAAUGUGACUGUUUUAGGGACAACUAUGGAACUUUUUGUGUAUUGGUUAUCACUUUUGCUUUAAAGUAACAAUGCCACAGGUUCAAAUCCUGCUUAGAGAAGAUAAACAUGAGAGUUGGUUCUAAAUGACCGUCUCCGCAUACGUCUCCACUUAUUCUUGCAAUGUUAAAAAGAGUGACAUCUGAGUAAGCGAUUCAUUGCUAUGGGACUUAGUGUAAUGCAGCUUGUUCUUAUCCUAACUAGCCUGUUCGGACCUCUUUCCAGACUGUGUUGGUGUACAGGCUGCAUGAUAAACAUCACCCCGAAUCCCCUUUUUAGUUCUGUCUGCUGUCUGUCCAUUUGGCACAUGUUGUGAGUUCCAAUACACAGUGACAUUGCACAUUUCCCAACAUAGCGCACCCAGUGUGACCAUCAGUUUUAUCAGCAUGAAGGACUGUAUUUUCCUUGUGUGGGAGUAUGAUAAGACCACAACGAUGAUCCGAAAAGAUGCAGAAAUAAAAGCUGUGGAGACUAUUUGAAUGUGCUAAAAGAAGUGUCCCUUUAGACUGUAACGGCCGAUCCUGUGAGGCCAGAGGACGUGCAGAUGGUUAUUACAGCAUAAAUGUCCUAAUGACCAGAACAAUGACACUGGUCACAUUAUCCUUUAUAAACUCUUCUAGUAUCUUGUUAUGUAAGAAAAAAAUAUUUAUCAGAUGUGUCUUUCUAGUUGCUGCUGUAGAAGUCAAAGAAGUUGUUGAUAACACAACAAUCACACACUUUCUCUGUUUUUCCAGGCUGGAGUGGUACUGAAUCGGCUGAAAGGCUGCCCACUGUCCAUCUCUGUCCUGCGUUGGAAGGCUCAGGACGGGACAGUGUAUCGGCCUCUUAUCAAAUUCCUGCAGGCACUGAGGAUUGAGAACCCCACCCUGCAGCUUGGCCCAGUUCCUGCCCAGCAGUCUGCCAUCACAGAGAGGAAAACCACUCCACCACAGUGUCUCAAAGAGGGAAGGCAAGUCAGUAAACAAACUCUGGACUGUGAUUGAAUGCACAUUUUACAUAGCAUGCCCCUCAUUGGCUCAUUUCUCUUCCAGGAUUGUGCACAUAGUCCAGUUUUUGGGCAAAGCAAACAUUGGAAUGGUAAAUAUCUACUAUUGCCUUUAUUAUAAAACGUAUUAUGUUUGUAUCUUUGUCACAUGACUGAUUGAGUCUUAUGUUAGUUUGGAGGUAAGGAAGUGCUGCAGCAAGCCAUCCCACAGGUACUGCGGAAAAACCUGCCCAGCAAGGUAAUGAAACCGCCCCUAUACCUAUGCACAUGAUGGACUACUAGUCAUCUGAACAAUGGCACACUAUCUCAAUAUCAGUGUGUGUGAUUUAGUGUUUCAUGUCGUGCAGGAGGUCCUUCUAGAUCUGAAGGAAACACAUUUGACGUGCACAGACCGAAGCAGUGCUCAGGUGAGUGCUGUUACUGAACAAAUAUUUACUGUAUCCUAAAUACUGUGACAGAGAUUUCUGUUCCCCAGGAGCUAUUUGAGCAUCACUAUCCAGAAAUAUCAUGUGUGGGGAGAUACAGUCAACCAGAUUUCACGAUAUUUGCAUUCUGUGUGGCGUAAGUAUUCAAGUAUGCAUAAGUAUGCAUACCAACUUCACAUCUCUGCAACAAAUCUUAAAUAAGUGUUGGUAUAUAUCAGGUAUCAAGUUGUCUUUCGUUAACCUCAAAAACUCUGGCCAGUAAAUCUUGUAAUUUACUAGAUCCAGGUUUUUUUUAUAGCACAUAUUUGACUCUGUCUACAGAGACUCCCCAGAAAUCCCUCAGUCCACAGGUUUCUGCUGUGUAGCUCUGAGAGCCAGCACCAUCAAGGAGUGUGAGGAGAUUGUGUAUCGUAUAGGUGAGUCAUUGUAGCCUGAUAGUAUUGCUACAGGUGCAUCUCAACAAACUGACAAAUGUUGACCCGUUUGUAAUCUGUCUGUUGCUGUGUCCCAUGUUGUAAACAGUCUUGUGAUGUGUUGUGAACAGUCUUGUGUUGUUUUGUGACAGUUAUGUUUGUCAGUAUCUACCUGACAGAUGAUUACAGUGUUCAUCUAUUCUGCCCCAUAAAGGAAAAGUGCUGUAUCUUUUGCCCCACUUUAAAAAGAAGUUACAGCAAUGCUUCACUUCAACAGUGACCUGCAUGUACACUUAGUUUGAUUUGUUCCCCUCCACUUAAAAGCCAGACUGAAUCCUCUGCACUCCGCACCUCAUCUUAGGGUGAGGUGAAAAUGGCAGUUGAGUACGUUUCAGAAUAAGACUCAUUUUAGUGUCACUACUAUUGAGCUACUUCAAGUGGCUGGCUUCUUCCCCAUCUUUAUGUCACUACUUCUGGACAUGCAAUUAUUUUUUCUGUUAAGAUUAAUUGUUUUAAACAUCUCACAUCCCAAUUAAAAGGGUUACAUUGACGACAAUACAGAAUGAUUUGGAUUGAGAACACAGCGGAACAACAGUGCAAUUCAUAAUUACUAAUAAGAAAAAAAUGCAACAUGAGAUGUCAUCAAAGUCAUGAACUGGGGAGGCAUAUUAUGUUAAUCAUUGUACAGCAGUAGAGCUAAAAGUGUGAGGUGGAACAAGGCUCGUUGCCUUUGGGUUGUACAGUGAAUAACAGAAAAAAAAACUCAACUGUUGAAAGUUUUGGUAUUUUGAUGAUUGAUGUACCAAAAAUUAACAUUUAAUUGGAGAACAUGCACAACAAUUGGAAGUAUUUCUCACUGGACACCAAAAUCCAUCUUCUUCUAGCCCUGCAGUCUAUAGGGAAUUUGGGUGCCGAAUUCAGCAUGCUUACAUUGGUACAAACAGCUAGAAUGUGGAAGGGCAUUGUCCAUAUACAGUGAUGUUUUUCAGUUCCUCAAGAUGCACAUUUGAGUUGAUUGCAUUCCUAAGAGACACUAAAUUUUUCCUUUUACCUUGCAGCUACUGGUUUCAAGCAUACAGAGUGGUUUGUAUGAGAAGUCUUUAUACUGCGUUGCCUUGUUAUGUCUUGUAAAUAAAGUGUAAAAUCAACUUGAGUCAUCCGUGUGUGAAACAGAAAACAC
This is a messenger RNA of Xyrichtys novacula (pearly razorfish), 10578 nucleotides long. The record is from the annotation of a GenBank genome assembly. NCBI's taxonomy places the organism in Eukaryota, Metazoa, Chordata, Actinopteri, Labriformes, Labridae.